AUGGAUGAUGGUGUAGAAGCCAAGCCCCUCUGCUUGACACGGGAACAAAUUGAUAAGCAAGUAGAGCGGCUGUCGCGCCGGCCGGAGCAGCGAACGCUACCGGAUCCGUUUCCUGUUUGUCCGACUGUGCGAAUGUCGAAGGAGCAACUUGAGCAAGUUACGAAACGUGUGUUUUAUCAUUAUUCGGAGAAACACGCCGAAGCGUUGCGACUUGCGGAAGAAAGGCGCGAGAAGGAAUGCGGGGUUGCAUCCACUGUAUUGAGCGCGAGUGAUGUGGAUGACAUCGUGAAGCGUUUGUACUAUGAGGGAAUGGAGCGUGUGAAGGUGGGUCGCAAGGAGGCUAGUGACCGUCUGUUGUUUAAGUCAACCAAGGUUCUUCCAGUUAUCUCGCUAAAGAGGUUUGUCAACGACAUGUAUCUACGCGGUUUGGAACGGGAAAAGAAGAAGGAGGAAAAGCUGUACGAGAAGUACAUUCUCCCUACAGAGAUUCCCAAUCUGAGGAUAUCGAAGUCUCAAGCCGCGGAGUCAGCAGUGCGCUUGUCACGUCGACAUGAAUAA
Molecule: messenger RNA, 558 nt
Organism: Trypanosoma brucei brucei TREU927
Lineage: Eukaryota; Euglenozoa; Kinetoplastea; Trypanosomatida; Trypanosomatidae
Exons: 1
Coding region: 1-558 (185 amino acids)
Source: RefSeq, a predicted model, not a curated record